Umbelopsis ramanniana AG is the source of this 406-nucleotide messenger RNA. RefSeq lists its product as uncharacterized. NCBI's taxonomy places the organism in Eukaryota, Fungi, Mucoromycota, Umbelopsidomycetes, Umbelopsidales, Umbelopsidaceae. The coding region runs from base 159 to 380 and encodes 73 amino acids. The record is from RefSeq and is a predicted model, not a curated record. The transcript is spliced from 3 exons.
GCUGACUCUCACACUCCAUUCAUUCAACAUGACAAACUGGAAUUGCUGGAGGUACCAAAGGCCCAAAAAUGGAACGACGCUGAGUCAGGUGAUUUGAAAGCCAAAGGCCGUCUCCAGCGACGCCAAACAUUGCAAGCAUUAAUUGCCCAUUCACCUUCAUGUCCGUCCAAUUGACUCAAGUGGACGAGAUCUCGAGCAACUUCAUAUAUCCGAACGGCUGGAAUGGUGGACGGUCGGGUAAACGACUUAUCCAGAAGGUUCCCAAGCACGUCAUCUCAGAAGACCCACACGUUCAAUUGGGCAGUAAAUUGUGGAGUUAUGUCGCCAUGGUGGUUGUCAUCAACAGUAUCCUGGCAUACUUUUCAGGCAGUGACCAAUAAAAUGAUAAAGGCUUUGUCUACCAGUG